Dibothriocephalus latus is the source of this 525-nucleotide messenger RNA. The record is from the annotation of a GenBank genome assembly. NCBI's taxonomy places the organism in Eukaryota, Metazoa, Platyhelminthes, Cestoda, Diphyllobothriidea, Diphyllobothriidae.
GCCGAACCGCAGGUACGCAGUUGCCUGAACGAACUGCGACUUAGUCAGAUGUUUGACCUCUCCACCGCAGCACUGGAGGGUUCGCGAGGCUACUGGAGGGCCUACGAACCGAUUGUGCGUCUGGGCAUUCUCUCGGAGGUGGAAGUAAUUGCUGGUCUCUCGGCCCAACUUGCGGCACAAACUCGGGACGGAGUUCUCGCCUCCGAUUUUAUCUCUCAACAGAGAAAGUCUGAUGUGAGUCUCUUCCAUUUCUAUGAUCAGCUUCUUAUAGACAAUCUUCUCGCCUGGCUAGAGGCUCGAUUCCAGCAGAGUAGACCCACGCUGCAUACACUGGAACCGGUGCUGGCAACUCGUCACGCUGUUCUUCAACUAGCAACUUCGCGUCUGCGGGCUGAUUUUAGCCCCGACUGUCUCGCCACCACGUCCCUGACUCCGAUCACCAGGCUGCAGCGUCACCAACUAUUUCGACUGGAGUCUGCCCUCGCGGACAGUUGGCUGCAACGGGCUAAACUUGCUCGAAAGUAA